Messenger RNA from Mucor mucedo, 2035 nucleotides. RefSeq names its product P-loop containing nucleoside triphosphate hydrolase protein. NCBI's taxonomy places the organism in Eukaryota, Fungi, Mucoromycota, Mucoromycetes, Mucorales, Mucoraceae. The record is from RefSeq and is a predicted model, not a curated record. The transcript is spliced from 2 exons. Gene Ontology annotation, molecular function: ATP binding; RNA helicase activity; nucleic acid binding. The coding region runs from base 94 to 2010 and encodes 638 amino acids. Gene Ontology annotation, cellular component: nucleolus.
ACUAUAUUUUAAAACGCAGCAAAGUGGCUUAUGUUUAAACCUUAUGCAAAAUAUUUUUGAAAAAAAGAUCGCUUUUCAUUAACUUUUUUAAACAUGACAGCCGUACCUACGCAUGCUGGAUCUUUCCGCUCGCUCGAGACACCCUUGAGUGAGUCUAUUUUAUCUACUCUUGACGAAAUGGGGUUUGAGACCAUGACACCUGUUCAAUCAGGUGCUAUUCCUUUAUUUAUGAAAAACAAGGAUGUUGUAGUUGAAGCUGUUACAGGUUCUGGUAAAACUUUGUCGUUUGUCGUGCCCAUUCUCGAGAAAUUAUUAAGACGCGAGGAACCUUUAAAAAACCAUGAAAUCGGAGCAGUAGUGAUCACACCCACACGAGAAUUAGCACAACAGAUCCACUCAGUAUUUGAAAAGUUUGUCACACAUAACGAAAGAGAAGAGGAUGUUCGACUCGGUUUAUUCAUUGGAGGAUCCAGUUCUUUAGCUGAAGACAUUACCACCUUUAAAAAGACACAUCCACGUAUUUUGAUUGGAACACCCGGUAGAUUGGAAGAACUCUUGACCAAAUCUGCACAACUUGUAAAUACAAAAGAAUUAGAAGUGCUUGUUAUGGAUGAAGCAGAUAGAUUAUUAGAUAUGGGUUUUUCCAAACAAUUAAGUAGUAUCAUUGCCCAUUUACCAAAGCAACGUCGUACAGGUCUCUUUUCUGCCACCAUGACAGAUGCUCUUUCGGAAUUAGUACGUGCUGGUCUUCGUAACCCCGUCAGAAUUGUCGUCAAAGUAGAGGAUUUAGCCAAUAAAGGUGUGAUUCAGCGUACUCCCGCUACUUUGGAUAUUGAUUAUUUGGUCUGUGAUGCUGACCAAAAGCUCUUACAGUUAGCUCGCAUCUUAUCCAGUGAAUUAGAACAAGAAGAUGGAUCACGUAAAUUCAUUGUAUAUUUCGCUACCUGUGCCAUGGUUGAUUACUUUUACAAGAUCCUCAGUCGAUUAUCUAGCUUGAAACCCUUUUCUUUCCAUUCACUUCAUGGUCAAAUGGACACUAAACGUCGUUCAGCCACUUAUACUUCCUUUACAGAACUCUCACCUGCUAUCCCUGCCGUCUUGCUCUGUACUGAUGUCGCCUCUCGUGGUCUUGAUAUUUCAGAUCUCGAUUAUGUCAUCCAGUACGAUCCACCUCAAGAUCCCAAAGCCUUUUCACAUCGUGCCGGUCGUGCUGGUCGUGCUGGUAGAAAAGGUAGAGCCACCGUCUUAUUAGUACGUGGUCGUGAAGAAGUCUAUGUGGAAUUUCUCAAAUUACGAAAGAUCCCAUUGGUGCGCCGAUCUUAUAUCUUACCCGAUCACACUUUAUUCGAUAAUAGCGUCAACGAAGAUGAUAUGGAUGAUGACAAAGCAACUUCCGUCCAAGUCAAGGAUGAUUCUCUUGCGGAUUUCAUCAAGGAUGUACGUGCAAUUGUAAAGACAGACAGAGAUCUUAAUGAUCGUGCCAUCAUGGCCUUUGUAUCUUGGGCAAGAGCCUAUUCAAAGCAUGAAGCCAGUUAUAUCUUUAGAAUCAAAGAUUUAGAUCUGGGUAAACUGGCUAUGGGUUUUGGAUUAUUGAAACUGCCAAAGAUGCCUGAAUUAAAGGCACAACAAACACAGCCUGGAUAUGUGAAUCCAUUUGUUGAGGAAGAAGGAUUUGAUUGGGAUACAUAUAAAUACACAGACAAGAUGAGAGAAGCAAAACGUUUAAGAGAGUUGAAGGAAUAUCAAGAAAAGAUGGCGAAGGCUAAACCUCAACCCAAGAAAAAGGUGAACGCUGCUUGGUCUGAAAAGGUCGAUGCUAAGGAACGUAAAGUAGUGCGUAAAGAAAAGAAACAGGCCAAGAAGGAAUUCUUGAAGAAGCAAGAAUUAGAGGCAAAGGAAACCAAAAAGAGAGAUUUAGAAGAGGAUUUAGAGGAUUGGGAGGAGGAAAAAAUGGCUAAAAAGGUUAGAAAGGGUCGUAUGGAGAAGGGUGCUUUUGAAGAAAUGUUUUAAACAAUAAAGGAUAUUUAUUUAUCUA